This is a messenger RNA of Fusarium falciforme, 1050 nucleotides long. RefSeq lists its product as hypothetical. Bases 1 to 1050 code for a protein of 349 amino acids. Gene Ontology annotation, molecular function: methyltransferase activity. NCBI's taxonomy places the organism in Eukaryota, Fungi, Ascomycota, Sordariomycetes, Hypocreales, Nectriaceae. The record is from RefSeq and is a predicted model, not a curated record. The transcript is spliced from 8 exons.
AUGUCUAGUAUUGCCGCUGCCGCCUCUAUACUAGCCGAAACUGAAGCUGCCGGCGUCACUGAGCCGGCUACUGCCGUUACCGGCCAGCGUCCGGCUGUGAACACCGAAGAUCGAGACUCUGGUCAGGAUGAUGACGAGUUGGCUGAGUCAACCACAUCGAUAAGUGAUAGUGUUCUCCAGUACCGAACCAUCCACGGCCGGACGUACCACAGCGAACGAGGGAAUGCCCAGUACUGGGGUUCGAACGAUGAGCAGCAGAAUGAGUCUAUGGAUAUCAACCAUCAUCUUCUCACUCUAGCUAUUGGCGACAAGCUGCAUCUAGCACCGCUGAAAAAGGACAUAGAAAGGGCAGUUGACAUCGGCACUGGGACAGGUAUCUGGGCCAUUGACUUUGCGGAUGAGCAUCCUGGAUGCAAGGUGAUUGGUACUGACAUAUCACCUAUCCAGCCCGGCUGGGUGCCGCCAAACUUGGAGUUUCACAUCGAUGAUUGUACGCAAGAAUGGACCUUUACGUCAGAUUCCCUCGACUACGUGCACAUGCGAUAUCUUACCGGCAGUAUUGUCGACUGGGGGGCCUUGUUCCGUGAAGCUUUCAAAUGUUGCAAGCCGGGAGGAUACAUCGAAAGCUUAGAAUCGGCACCAUGGCUAGAAAGCGACGACGGAACCGUUACUGAUAAGACGGCUAUGUCUCAAUGGGGUAAGCUCUUUGUCCAGGGUGGUCUCAAGAUCGGUCGGUCAUUCACUCUGGUGGAUGAUGAGGAGCAACGGAAGGGGAUGGAGGCCGCUGGGUUCGUAGACAUUCAAGAGUUCAACGUCAAGGUCCCUCUUGGAGACUGGCCAAAGGACCCAAAGUUGAAAGAGAUGGGUCGAUUCUCACGGGCCACUCUGGAGCAGGAUACCGAAGGUUAUGUCCUUUAUAUGGCUACUUCGGAGGGUUGGUCGAGAGAGGAGGUAUCCGUCUACGCUGCCAGGCUGCGGCGUGAAAUGCGAAACAGCAAGAUUCACGCCUAUUUCCGCAUGAAGGUGGUCUGGGGUAAAAAGCCCGAAUAA